Molecule: messenger RNA, 1514 nt
Organism: Nematolebias whitei (Rio pearlfish)
Lineage: Eukaryota; Metazoa; Chordata; Actinopteri; Cyprinodontiformes; Rivulidae
Gene: rad54l
Product: RAD54 like
Exons: 13
Coding region: 63-1499 (478 amino acids)
Biological process (GO): double-strand break repair via synthesis-dependent strand annealing; reciprocal meiotic recombination
Cellular component (GO): nucleus
Molecular function (GO): DNA translocase activity; ATP binding; ATP-dependent chromatin remodeler activity
Source: RefSeq, a predicted model, not a curated record
CGAGCCUAUUUUCUGGUCGUAUAGAACCAGAACUUCUCGGCAUCAGACGGAGCCAUUAAAUCAUGAGAAGGAGUUUUGCUCCCAGUCAGGUCGCUAAACGGAAGCUGGCAGGACCAGGAGGUUCGGGUGAAGACGAAGACCGGAACCACAAAACGAUCAAGAGAAUAAGGGGAGACGAGGUGACACAGAACCAGAUGUCUCCCUGCAGGACGCCUCUGAGCCAGCUGAACGACAUCAACAAUCAUGAGGCCUUUAUUCAAAGGAUUCUCUCUAAGCCGUUUAAGGUUCCUAUUCCCAACUACACAGGUACAGCUCAGGAGUUUAAGAAGCGAUUUGAACUUCCCAUACUGAAGGGUCGGGAUGCAGACGCCAGCGACAGAGACCGACAGACAGGAGAGGACAAACUCAAAGAGCUGAUUGGCAUUGUCAACAGGUGUUUGAUAAGGAGAACGUCGGAUAUCCUGUCAAAGUAUCUCCCUGUGAAAAUUGAACAGGUUGUGUGCUGCAGGCUGACUCCUCUGCAGACUGAACUCUACAAGCUGUUUCUGAGGCAGGCCAAACCCCUGGAGACUUUACAAGAAGGCUCAAUGAGCAUGUCCUCCCUGUCCUCCAUCACAUCCCUCAAGAAGCUCUGCAAUCACCCGGCUCUUGUCUAUGACAGGUGUGUGGACGGGGAGGAGGGAUUUCAGGGGGCUCUGGACCUGUUUCCUCCGGGCUUCAACAUAAAGGCUGUGGAACCUCAGCUCUCUGGAAAGAUGCUGGUUCUGGAUUAUAUUCUGGCAAUUACACGGACCACAACGAGUGACAAGGUGGUGCUGGUCUCCAACUACACUCAGACCCUGGACCUGUUUGAAAAGCUGUGCAGACACAGAAGAUACCUGUAUGUUAGACUGGAUGGCACCAUGUCAAUCAAGAAAAGAGCCAAGAUUGUGGAAAGGUUCAACAGUGCACAUAGCCCUGAGUUCAUUUUCAUGCUGAGCAGCAAAGCUGGAGGAUGUGGCCUGAAUCUGAUUGGCGCAAACCGUCUGGUGAUGUUUGACCCUGACUGGAACCCAGCCAACGAUGAGCAGGCCAUGGCUCGUGUGUGGAGAGACGGCCAGAAGAAAACCUGCUACAUCUACAGACUGCUGGCUACUGGGACCAUCGAGGAGAAGAUCCUGCAGAGACAGGCCCACAAGAAAGCCCUGAGCAGCUGUGUGGUAGAUGAGGAGCAGGACGUGGAACGUCACUUCUCUCUGGGAGAACUCCGAGAACUCUUCACGCUCAACGAAGGGACGACCAGCGACACGCAUGACAAGUUCCGCUGUCGUCGCUGUGUGAAUGGCAGACAGGUGAAACCACCUGCAGAGGACUCUGACUGCACCUGUGACCUGUCUCAGUGGAACCACUGCUCGGACAAGAAGGGCCUGAGGGACCAAGUACUGAAGGCAUCCUGGGAUGCUGCCGUCUCCUUUGUCUUUCACCAGUGUUCUCAUGAGGACCACAGGCAGGUUGUGUAGCAGCAACAAACUGUC